Messenger RNA from Malaclemys terrapin pileata, 3910 nucleotides. It is a transcript of the gene SLC24A3, whose product is annotated as solute carrier family 24 member 3. Gene Ontology annotation, cellular component: membrane. NCBI's taxonomy places the organism in Eukaryota, Metazoa, Chordata, Testudines, Emydidae. Gene Ontology annotation, molecular function: calcium channel activity; calcium, potassium:sodium antiporter activity. The transcript has 17 exons. The record is from RefSeq and is a predicted model, not a curated record. Gene Ontology annotation, biological process: calcium ion transmembrane transport; intracellular calcium ion homeostasis. Bases 205 to 2247 code for a protein of 680 amino acids.
GCUCCCCAUCCAUGGCACCGCCCGCCGCCGCCGCUCCCCGGGCCGCUGCCCCUGCACCCCGGCGCGGCAUGGAGUAGGGGCCAGGCAGCCUCCUGCGCCGCGCCGAGCCGGGGGUCCCCCCUUGCAGCUCCGCGCCUGGCAGCGCCCCCAGCGCGCCCCGCAGCCCCCCGUCCCCUCCUGGCGCCUGGGCCGCCUCGCCAGCCCAUGGAGGCGGCGGCGGAGAAGGAGAAGCGGCGGCAGCCAGUCCCGCCGCCGGCGGUGGCCGGGGCUCGGGUCUCCCGGCCGGAGAUGCUGCUGCCGCUGCCGCCCGGGAACCGGCACCGGAGCCAGGCUCGCCGGAGAAGGAGGGAGCUGCUGCUGGCUCGGCUCUGCCUCGUGGGCUCGCUCACGCUGCUCCUGGCUUCCCUCUCCAGCUGGGCUGGGCGAUCCGGUUAUGAUGUCUUGAGCUAUCCUGUGGAAACUUACGAUAAGUGGAGUGGGAGGAGGCUGCUGCAGGCAACAGAGGACAAUGCCACUGAGAUCCCAGAGGAGACAGAAAAUCGAUAUAUCAAGAACUGCACUGAACCAGCUCUCCAUGAAUUCCCCAGUGACAUCUUUACAAAUGAGGACAGAAGACAUGGAGCUGUAGUCCUGCAUGUCUUCUGUGCCAUGUAUAUGUUCUACGCUUUGGCAAUUGUCUGUGAUGAUUUCUUUGUCCCUUCAUUGGAAAAGAUAAGUGAACGCCUGCAUCUUAGUGAAGACGUGGCUGGGGCAACUUUCAUGGCAGCUGGAAGCUCUGCUCCUGAGUUGUUUACAUCUGUUAUAGGUGUUUUUAUCACAAAAGGAGACGUAGGAGUCGGAACCAUUGUUGGCUCUGCCGUAUUCAACAUUCUCUGUAUAAUCGGGGUGUGUGGCCUUUUCGCAGGACAGGUGGUUGCACUGUCAUCGUGGAGUCUGCUGCGAGAUUCAACCUAUUACACACUGUCUGUUGUUGCACUCAUUGUGUUUAUUUAUGAUGAAAUCGUUUCUUGGUGGGAGUCCCUCGUCCUAGUACUGAUGUACUUCAUUUACAUCCUGAUCAUGAAGUUUAAUUCCUCCAUACAUCACUGCUUUGAAAGGAAGACAAAAAAUGCUGCAAAUAUGGUGAACGGAUUAGCAAAUAACACAGAAAUGGACGAUAACAGCAAUUGUGACGCCACCGUGGUAUUACUAAAGAAAGGUAACUGUUCCAGGAAUUUCCGUCGUAAAGCCUCGGUGAUCAUGGUGGACGAGCUGCUGUCUGCCUACCCACACCAGCUUUCUUUCUCUGAGGCUGGGCUCCGGAUAAUGAUCACCAGCCACUUCCCUCCCAAAACCCGUCUCUCCAUGGCCAGUCGCAUGUUGAUCAACGAGAGGCAAAGGCUGAUAAACAGCAGAGCCUACACCAAUGGGGAAUCGGAAGUGGCUAUCAAAAUUCCUAUCAAGCAUGCCCUGGAGAACGGGACAGGCCCCAGCAACUCCACUGAAAGGGGCGUGAAUGGGACCCGAAGAGACGAGGACAUGGCUGAGGCUGGAAAUGAGACCGAGAAUGAGGACAAUGAGAACAACGAGAAUGAUGAGGAAGAGGAGGAAGAGGAGGAUGAUAAUGAUGGACCUUACACUCCUUUUGACCUACCCUCUGGCAAAAUGGAAAUCCUGAAGUGGCUGUUCACCUGGCCGCUAAGCUUCCUUCUGCACUUCACGGUGCCCAACUGCAACAAGCCCUACUGGGAAAAAUGGUUCAUGGUCACCUUUGCUUCCUCUACCCUCUGGAUUGCAGCCUUAUCCUACGUGAUGGUGUGGAUGGUUACGAUCAUUGGCUACACGUUGGGUAUUCCAGAUGUGAUCAUGGGUAUCACAUUCCUGGCAGCUGGCACCAGCGUACCGGACUGCAUGGCUAGCCUUAUAGUAGCAAGACAAGGCAUGGGGGAUAUGGCUGUGUCGAACUCCAUUGGAAGUAAUGUUUUUGACAUUUUAAUUGGCCUGGGUCUCCCAUGGGCUCUGCAGACUCUAGCAGUGGAUUAUGGUUCAUAUAUCCAGUUAAACAGCCGAGGACUUAUCUAUUCCGUCGGCUUGCUGCUGGCAUCAGUUUUUGUCACCGUACUUGGUGUCCACAUGAACAAAUGGAAGCUGGAUAAGAAGCUGGGAAUUGUGUGCCUUUUCCUGUACGGCAUCUUCUUAUGUUUCUCCAUCAUGACAGAAUUCAAUGUUUUCACUUUUGUGAACUUGCCGAUGUGCAGAGAUCACUGAUCCAGGUGGCAGACUGUCGAGAGGUACUUCCUUCUUACCUGUGCAAUACAAAACACGGCUGGCAUCUCCAGAACAUGGUGCACCCGACGGUCGUGAAAUAUAUCCUGCUCACUGUUCAUAGGAUUAUCCUCCCAUCUCGGUUUACCCUCUUCCGACCCCGAAACCUGGAAAAAUCCUGCAUCGAUGUGAAGAUAAUUUUUUUUUCAACAUUAAUGUGAUUUCCAAGUUCAGUUUUUGAACAGUGACUGGGAUUCUAAAAGAACUGGCUGCUAUCUGGCGUUGAGCCAGGCAAAACUGGUCUGCUACAAUUCCUUCCUUUUUAAGUUAUUUGGUGGAAGACUAAUCUAAUUUAUGAUUUAAGACUAUUGCUAGAAUGCAGAAGAAGAGGGUACAUUGUAUAUGGGGUGUUUUUCAAGCAGAACUGUGGGAAUCUUUUAUUUUUAUUUUUUUCAGAGAUCAACAGCCUCUCUUUGCAACUUCUUCUGAGCGCUGGAUUUCGUGUAAUGAUCCAAAGGUCACAAGUGCAGUGUAUUGUGGGAACUCAAUUUGAAAUACUCAGCAUAUGAGUGGAUUGACUGUUUAUUAAAAAAAAUGACUGGCAAGGCAGUGGAUAACAACUUUAUACUAUGAUUAACGCAUUUCUUAAAGGUGUUGGAAGGAAUGCAAGGUGAACAUGGAUUCAAAGGGUAAACACUGCUACCAUUUUCAUUAUUAAUGUCAGAGUUUUAUUGCUAGGUUAUUUAUAUGUCCUAGGUUAUAAGCAAUGGUUUAGGACUGCCAGCCUCACAAGGACUCACGAGGAGGGGUCCUGGUUUUUAAUGAUCCACACAUUGCGAUGCAAAGUCAGAAGCUUCAGAAGAUCAUCCAACUUCUUGUAGCUUUUUGGGGGAGUGUGUAGUUUUAUGUCUUUUUCGUUGUGAGAGGGACAUAAGCACAGUCACACAUUCUCAAAAUGAGUUGUAGACACUGGUUUCUUUAAAAGGAAAGAGGCAUAUUUUGCACCGACAUUGUUACUGAAGUCAUAAUUUGCCACUCUUUAAAGAAUACACUGGACCUGGCCAAAAAAUUUUACAGCUGAACUUACCUGAUAUAAGAUUGUUGUGGAUUUAUUCCACCUCCUUCUGGAGGAAGAAAGAGAGAGAGAGAGAAAUGGCACUUUUAAAAUGCAGAAUAUCUUUAAUGCAGAUUCACUCACAAAUCUAAGUUAUGAUGAAGGUUUUGCCAUUCGCUGUUCUAACAGACCUGCAAGGUUUUGUAUAAUACUGUAUUAAUAUGCAGGCAAAUUCCACUACAUGAGGAACACCUAUGAUUGCCACACUUGUAUGUAUUGAAAUUGUGGAUUCUUGCCAGUGCUGGCUGUUGUAUUUACUUUAAGCAUUGAUCACUUCUGAUUCAUUUGGUAUGGUUUUUUCCUCUUCCUUGUAUAUGUUCUUCUAUGAAGCGUAAUAAGAUACUACCAACAAGGUGAAUGUUUUUGUCUAUGGUACAGACAGUGGCCAAUAUUGGUAGACAGGACACAACAAAACAGGGCCCUAAGAGAAAAAAAAAAAUCUGAACUAGCGGAAGAAAAACAGUUCAGAGUGAAGACCAGUUUAGCAACUCAUUUGCACUUGAUUAUUUAAGAUUAAUUCUCUUCGGACAAAUAAACGUUUCCAAUCUGUGA